Fopius arisanus is the source of this 660-nucleotide messenger RNA. RefSeq names its product NADH dehydrogenase (ubiquinone) B16.6 subunit (gene ND-B16.6). Lineage: Eukaryota; Metazoa; Arthropoda; Insecta; Hymenoptera; Braconidae. The transcript is spliced from 3 exons. The record is from RefSeq and is a predicted model, not a curated record. Bases 82 to 540 code for a protein of 152 amino acids.
AGUCAAUCCUCUUGAGGUUUCGGAGAGGGUUUAUAAAAAAUAUGUGGAAUUAAUUGGGGCUUAUUGAAUUUAUAUUGGAUUAUGGCAUCAAAACCCAAGUCUGGGCCCCAGGAUAUGCCCCCCAAGGGGGGGUAUAGUCCCAUGCAGACUGCAAGGGUCAAUAUCCGGAGAAUUAUCUCUCCUAAUAUUGCAACUGCUUUGACAGUUGCUUCCAUCAGUUUUGGAUGUGCGGGGUUCUUCUGGGGUUAUAAGGAUAUCAGAAGGGAAAGAAUUGAGAUGCACAGUGCCAGGAACGUCGUCUAUUGCAUGCUCAUGGCUGAGAGGGACAGGGCAUUUCUGAAGCAAAUGAGAGCCAAUCGCGAAGAGGAACGCGAAUUAAUGAAGGAUUACCCUGGAUGGGUGGUGGGUACUUAUUUUGGAGAACCAAUCUACGAGAAUAUGGAUCCAACUGAAUUUAUUACCCCUACUUUCCACGAAUACGCGAUUCACGGGAAUCCUUAUGAUAGCGCCGCCAGGUAUUUCCGUUACAUCGGAACGUAAAUUAAUUAUUCAAGGGUAAUUAACGUUAUUAGUCCCAAAAAAUACAUGAAGAAUAUUCAAGCUUGAAAACUGUAUAGUAAAAACAAUUCAAUAAACCAAUAAUAAAACUUUAACAUUCAA